AUGGCUGAGACAGACCCCAAAUCCGUGCAGGACUUUACAAAUGUGGUGCAAACCUUGUUGCAACAGAUGCAAGACAAGUUCCAGACCAUGUCAGACCAGAUCAUCGGAAGGAUUGAUGAGAUGAGCACACGGAUCGAUGACCUGGAAAAGAACAUUGCUGACCUGAUGACACAGGCGGGUGUAGAAGAAAACGGGUCGACGCCUGAAAAGCCAAAAGAGAGUCAAGGCUCCUCAUGA
Messenger RNA from Nerophis lumbriciformis (worm pipefish), 237 nucleotides. Lineage: Eukaryota; Metazoa; Chordata; Actinopteri; Syngnathiformes; Syngnathidae. The record is from RefSeq and is a predicted model, not a curated record.